Molecule: messenger RNA, 949 nt
Organism: Micromonas commoda
Lineage: Eukaryota; Viridiplantae; Chlorophyta; Mamiellophyceae; Mamiellales; Mamiellaceae
Gene: LI818R
Product: chlorophyll a/b-binding protein
Exons: 1
Coding region: 36-800 (254 amino acids)
Biological process (GO): photosynthesis, light harvesting in photosystem I; response to light stimulus
Cellular component (GO): membrane
Source: RefSeq, a predicted model, not a curated record
CCUCCACCUUCCGCCCCAACACACACUCUAACAACAUGGCCUGCAUCUGCGCUCUCAACGUUGUCGCCAAGGCUGCGACCACCGGCAACAUCAAGAUCCAGCCCGGCAAGAAGUACGCCGACAUCAAGGAGGCUGUCAAGUCUGGCGCCGUCGCUGGCUGCGCCCCCUUCCCCGAGGGUGUUGACGCCUUCGGCUUCUUCAACGGCAUCGACGCCCGCGAGGCCCAGCGCUACGCUGACGUCGAGAUCACCCACGGCCGCAUUUCCAUGCUCGCCGCGCUCGGCUUCCUCGUCGGCGAGCAGGUCGAGGGCUCCUCCUUCCUCUUCGACUCCCAGGUCACCGGCCCCGCCAUCAACCACUUCCAGCAGGUCCCCGGCCUCUUCUGGGGUCUCCUCGGCGCCACCAUCUUCACCAUCGAGGCCUCCCGCGUCCAGUACGCGUGGCAGAACCCCUUCGAUGCCGACAAGCUCUUCCUCCUCAAGACCGACUACACCCCCGGUGACUACCAGUUCGACCCCCUCAAGCUCUCCAAGGGCAAGGAUGCCGCCUGGCUCAACGACAUGAAGCUCAAGGAGAUCAACAACGGCCGCGUCGCGAUGGUCGCCAUCUCCGGCAUGGUCGCCCAGGAGCUCGUCAACGGCCUCAACCUCAUCCCCGCCGAUGAGGUCCUCGAGAUGGGCAAGGAGGGUGCCCUCCUCGCCCUCGAGAAGCAGUGCGCCGGCGCCCCCGACGAGGCUGCCUGCGCCAAGGCUUUCGAGGCUGCCGAGCGCGCCGCCGUCUUCGCCGCCGACAAGCUCUAAAUCGUCCAUCGUCAAAACCGAUGUCAAAAACGAUUAGAACUUAGUCGCUCGCGACGGCGCGCGCCGCCGCGAUUUAAUACCUGCCUGUACUUCAUUCUUUCGCGCUUAGCAACGUUAUAGCAUACUUUUUAACGUGAUGAGAGCCAUCA